Halteromyces radiatus is the source of this 1452-nucleotide messenger RNA. Its product is annotated as major facilitator superfamily domain-containing protein. Bases 1 to 1434 code for a protein of 477 amino acids. Gene Ontology annotation, biological process: transmembrane transport; carboxylic acid transport. The transcript is spliced from 4 exons. Gene Ontology annotation, molecular function: carboxylic acid transmembrane transporter activity. The record is from RefSeq and is a predicted model, not a curated record. Gene Ontology annotation, cellular component: plasma membrane. Lineage: Eukaryota; Fungi; Mucoromycota; Mucoromycetes; Mucorales; Cunninghamellaceae.
AUGGAAGAAGAUCAAAAAAAGAAAAAGAAGAAAACAAGAACAGCUUCCUUUUUUAAUGUCGUCUUUAGUGGAUUUGCUUUAUUAUCAGAUGGAUAUCAAUCUGGUAUUAUUAGUUUUAUCAAUUUAGUAUUGGGUAAAAUCUAUGGUGAUACUAUUUUUAAUGAUACUGUAUCUUCUCGAUUAUCCUAUUCUAUGUUUGUUGGUUGUGUUGUUGGUCAACUGGGUUUUGGUCUCUUUGUGGAUCGUAUUGGUCGUAAAGCUGGCUUAGUGGCUACAACGGUUCUUGUCAUCUUAGGUGCUGCUUUAUCUGCUGCUUCAAGUGGUCUUACUCCUGAUGGUUUAUUAUGGAUGAUGGUUAUAGCUAGAGGUGUAUUAGGGGUUGGUGUUGGUGGUGAAUAUCCUUGUAGCUCGGUAUCAGCAGGUGAAUCGGCUGAUGAAGUCUCUCCCGGCAAUCGUGGCAAACUCUUUGUUAUGGUCACUAAUUUUGUCAUUGAUCUUGGUUAUGUGAUUUCUGCUAUUAUUCCUGUAAUUCUUUUAGCAAUCUUUACAGAAAAUAAUUUGGAACCUGUUUGGCGUGUAUCUCUUGGGCUUGGUAUCAUUCCUCCUCUAUCCGUUCUUUAUUUUCGAUUACGGAUGGCUGAUUCCAAACAAUAUAGGGAAAAUGCAAUGAAGAAAAAAGUACCUUAUUGGUUGAUCAUCAAACGUUAUUGGAGAAAACUUUUAGCUGUUUCCUUCACUUGGUUUGUUUAUGAUUUUAUCUCCUAUCCUAAUGGUGUUUUCUCUUCUGUGAUCAUCAAUCAAGUCGCCGCUGGUCAACCAAUGAUUAUUACUUCUGCUUGGAAUAUCUUAUUAUACUCCUUUUAUUUACCUGGAUGUAUCACUGGGGCUUAUUUGGUAGACAAGAUUGGACGAAGAAAAACUUUAACACUUGGUCUUAUCUCACUUGGUAUUGUUGGUAUGGUCAUUGGUGGCGCUUUUGAACCUUUAUCCAAAAAUUGUUUCCCUCUCUUUGUUAUUUUAUAUGGUGUCUUUUUGGCUUUGGCUGAAAUGGGUCCUGGUAACACAAUGGGAUUAAUUGCUAUGGAAUCUUUCCCUGUUGCUGUAAGAGGAACUGGAUAUGGAAUUGCUGCUGCUAUGGGAAAAGUCGGUGCUACAGUGGGUACAGUGGCCUUUGCUCCUAUGAAAGAACAAUUAGGUGUCAGGGGUCCCUUCUUGGUAGGUAGUGGUAUUGCUAUUUUUACUGGUAUAGUUGCAUGGUUCGCUUUUCAAGAUAUUGGUACUGGUGGUCUUGAACAAGAAGAUGCUGAAUUCAGAGAGUAUUUACAAGACAAUGGUUAUGAUAUCUCUUCUAUGGGUUUGGAUAAUGGAUCAUCAUCAAAUCAAACUAAAAUCACCACAGUUCACCAAGUCUCAAAAGAUGCUGAUGAAGUCUAGGUCUUUUCUUUUCUUUUU